UUGAUCAGUCAAACUGAGAACUAUUUUUAGAAUAUUAAAAUUAUAAAUGUAAAUUGAUAGUAGUUUUAUAACAAUGUCCCAAAUUCCUCGUAGACCUGGAGGCAUUCCUAUUCCUCGCAUAGUAACUGCUUCGGCUACUGUGACUAAAAAAGAUCCAGCUUCCAAUAAAACCGUUACAGAACAGAGAAAUAGAAUAGCUGCAAUAAAAUCAUGUUGUGGAGGAGCAGAAGGAGGGGCAGCAGGUCAAAGCCAAAUUCAGCACAGAUUAAGUCGUAUGCCACCUCCCUGUUGUACUAGUCAAAGCAAAAUAGCCAAACCUUGCGAUGGAUCGACACCAAGAGCUACUCCGAUUAAACCUAGUGGAAUUCCAAGAAGUGCUCCAUCUUCAUCUCGUAGAACUGACUCAAAGUCUGUAGAACCUUCACAACAACAAGUACCACCUAGAAGUGAUCAAACAAUGACACCACCGAGGCCUGUACCUUCAUUUCAAGAAACAGUUCCUAAGCUUUUAAGAUCCAAACAAAUUGCAAGAAAAAGUCCUUUCCCACCAAGACCUUAUGGUAUAAUGGGCACCUCUCCAGCCACCACUUAUACACCUACGCAAACAACAUCGAAACCUUCAAAAAUGGAGGAUACGAUACGAGAAGGUUUGUUCAGAAAGUCUAUUCUCAAACCAUUAUCGAAAGUAUCAGCUAAAGGAAAACAAAGUGUAAAAGCCCCACCAGAAACUAUAGAAACACCAGCUGGAGUUGAACCUGUAUUACAGAAAGCUGUCUUCGAGAAACGAAUAGAACGAGAAAAACAAGGUGAAACUUUUACAAAGAACGUAACAAUUAGUAACCUAAACGAACGAAAUGAAAUGGAUGUUGUCGAAAUGGGGGUGCAACAGAUGGAUCCAAAGUUUGCUAAAAUGGAUGGAAAGGAAAUUAUUGGAGUCACCAGUACUAUUUCAGUAACUCCUUCAUACACAACUGUUGCCAAAGAUUAUAUACGGGCCUUAACUGAGGAAAAGGGCGACUUAGGUCUAACUCCUGAAGAAGUCUCUAGAUUAGUAGAGGAAGAAACGGAGGACGUGGAAAACACAUUAAAGAUGAUACCUCCAGAUCUUGUAUUGUCACCUGGAAGGUAUGAAAUUAAACAAAGAUUGCAGCAACUAAGAAUUAACUCGGAAUCGGUGGCGCUUUUAGAGCAAUCAAUCAUUCAGCCUGAGGUAACUGCUGAUGAAGCCCAAUAUGAACCUUCUCCAGAAGCUAUGGCUGGUGUUAUGCAUACUGUGGAAACAGGAAUUACCCCAGAAGCUACUCCAGAUCAAGUGUUUAAUUCAUUAUUCCAGGAACCACCGAACGAGAACUACAUUAAGCUGAGUUCAGUUACUCCUGGACCUUUGCAGGACGUAGUGGUGCCCACUGAAAUUCCAAAAGAGAUACACAAGGAAGCAGUGACCGAUGAAAUGUCUAAACUAACAGAAAAACUGAACAAUAUGCAGCCUCAAGAUGUGCCUUACGUAGAUAUUUUUACAAGAGUUAUGGGCGCAGAUCCAGAAUAUAAGUAUCCAGAAAAAGGAAAGAACAAACCAAGACAGUUUGAAACUAUUACAGAUGAAAGGAGUCUGUGGGUGAAUGCAAACCUUGAGCAUUUAGUGAAUGUUGUCGGAGCUGAACCUAUGGAUGUACUUGAUCCUUUUAAUCUAGAUGACCUGGAGAGAUCUGAGAAUCUAGUACAAGAGAUGGCAAAUGGCAUGGAUUAUUUUGUAGAAACUAAUCCUGUCCAGUAUAUCAAUAGAGUGCAGCUGAGGGGAUCACAACAACCUUCCUAUUUUCCCGGCUAUAACGUAGCUGUACCAGAUUUUCCAGAUUUAAUGAAAAUUGUGCAAAGUCCAGAUGAAGUUUUCGCUAUUGCGUGGAAGUCUGUCCAACCGAAGUAUUUUGAUGAGGAAUCGAUGAUGUCACUAUUGGUGUAACAUUUUUGUAAAUAUAUGUUUUAUUUCUU
Messenger RNA from Diabrotica virgifera virgifera (western corn rootworm), 1989 nucleotides. RefSeq lists its product as uncharacterized. The transcript has a single exon. The record is from RefSeq and is a predicted model, not a curated record. NCBI's taxonomy places the organism in Eukaryota, Metazoa, Arthropoda, Insecta, Coleoptera, Chrysomelidae. Bases 74 to 1960 code for a protein of 628 amino acids.